Molecule: messenger RNA, 5801 nt
Organism: Austrofundulus limnaeus
Lineage: Eukaryota; Metazoa; Chordata; Actinopteri; Cyprinodontiformes; Rivulidae
Gene: fmnl3
Product: formin-like 3
Exons: 26
Coding region: 433-3582 (1049 amino acids)
Biological process (GO): cell migration; regulation of cell shape; cortical actin cytoskeleton organization
Cellular component (GO): cytosol
Molecular function (GO): small GTPase binding; actin filament binding
Source: RefSeq, a predicted model, not a curated record
CACAACAAUAAUGAAUGGAAAAGCAGCGCAGCCAAGAAAGUUGAGCAGCAGCUAAAAACUUAAGUCAGCACUUGGAACCGUUAUUUAUCGGAUGGAAAUGACAAAGAAAAAUUAAUURAAAAGUUUUUGGACGUGAUGGAUUGGACGGGUAAAUCGGAUACUACGCUUUGGAAGAGGAAGCCGCUGUAUUUUCGUAGAAACUUUUGAAUUUUCCUGUUGGUUUUUGACGCCUCAUCAACUUGAGUAAAUGGCAUUGUGUGGGACAGUGGACUGCAGCGGUGUUUCGUGUGUCGGAACUGUUUGGAUUAAUUUGGGCAGAAAACUGGAAUAACUGGACGUUUUGUUGUUUUAAUUAAACUCGAGAGAAGCUGAAGUUUGAAGUUGCGGGACAAAUUGAUAAAUAAAAACAACUCGAAAGAAUAAUAAAAAAAUAUGGGUAAUAUAGAAAGUGUUGACGGCCAGUCGGAGAUAAAACAUCACAUCAUGCCUCUGAAGGUGCCCAUGCCUGACCCCACCGAGCUGGAGGAGAAAUUUGCCAUUGUUUUGAACUCAAUGAAUCUUCCUCCUGACAAAGCUCGCCUCCUACGGCAGUACGACAACGAGAAGAAGUGGGACCUCAUCUGUGACCAGGAGAGGUUUCAGGUGAAGAACCCACCUCACACCUACAUCCAGAAGCUCAGAGGAUACUUAGAUCCUGGAGUCACUCGAAAGAAAUUUCGCAGGCGUGUGCAGGAAUCCACAAAAGUCCUGAGGGAGCUGGAGAUAUCUCUGAGGACAAACCACAUUGGGUGGGUCAGGGAGUUCCUCAAUGAUGAGAACAGAGGUCUGGAUGUCCUGGUGGAGUACCUCUCCUUUGCCCAGUGUGCUGUGAUGUUGGACUUUGAGGGGACGGAGAAAGGGGAGGAUGGCUUCCUGGACAAGGCGAAGUCAUGGAGCAGGUCCAUCGAGGAUCUGCACCACUCGAGYGCCCGACCCUUCUGCAACACACUGGUGCGCUCUGCCCGCCAGUCAGUCCUGCGCUAUGGAACCAUUUCAAACAGCAAAACCAUCAAGAACUCGCGGCUCGUGAGUCAAAAAGAUGACGUGCACGUGUGCAUCAUGUGUCUGCGAGCCAUCAUGAACUACCAGUACGGCUUCAAUAUGGUCAUGUCUCAUGCGCACGCCGUCAAUGAAAUUGCCCUGAGUCUGAACAAUAAGAACCCGAGGACAAAAGCCUUGGUCCUCGAGCUGCUUGCUGCUGUCUGUCUGGUCCGGGGAGGCCACGAGAUCAUCCUGUCAGCGUUCGACAACUUCAAGGAGGUUUGUAAAGAGAAGCAUCGCUUUGAGAGACUCAUGGARUAUUUCCGCUGUGAGGAGGGAAACAUUGACUUCAUGGUCGCUUGCAUGCAGUUCAUCAACAUUGUGGUCCACUCAGUCGAAGACAUGAACUUCAGAGUCCAUUUGCAGUAUGAGUUCACCAAGCUGGGCCUCGAUGACUAUCUGGAGAAAUGUAAACACACAGAGAGUGACAAGCUGUCGGUGCAGAUCCAGGCCUACCUGGAUAACGUCUUUGAUGUGGGCGGCCUCCUGGAAGACGCGGAGACGAAGAACGCGGCGCUGGAGAAGGUGGAGGAGCUGGAGGAGCACCUGUCCCACGUGACAGAGAGGCUGCUGGAGGUUGAGAAUGAAACAAUGAUGAAAGUUGCCGACCUGGAGAAGCUGCUCCUCCAGAAAGAUAAGGACCUGCAAGCCGUUCGGGAGACGUACGAGUCGACCAACACCCAGGUCAACACCCUGAGGAGGAUGAUCAAGGAGAAGGACGCCGCCUUCCAGAGGCACUUCAACAUCGAGAAGCGGCUCCUGGAGCUGGAGCAGCAGGGCACCAUCCGCCUGCACAAGAGGCCCGACGGCGACAUCACCAUCGAGCCGCUGGGCAUCGGCGGCCGACUCGGGAUCCCCCUGGGGAACGUCGGCCAGUUGGGUUCGACGGCCGGGCUGGCGGAGUUCGGAGGAGCCGACACCGGCUUGCCGCCGGCGAGUGAAGCUCCUCCGCCUCCUCCGCCGCCGCCUCCGCCUCCCCCUCCUCUGCCGUCUGCUUCAGCUGCCCCAGCCCCACCUCCUCCUCCUCCUCCCGCUCCUCCUCUGCCAGACGCUUCUCCCUCGGUCAUCCUGAGCGUCGGCCUGUCCGCUAUCAGGAUCAAGAAGCCCAUCAAGACCAAGUUCCGCUUGCCUGUUUUUAACUGGACGGCCCUGAAGCCCAAUCAGAUCAACGGCACAGUUUUUAACGAGAUUGACGAUGAGCGCGUGCUGGAGGUUCUGGAUCUGGAGAAGUUCGAGGAGCUUUUUAAGACCAGAGCACAGGGUCCGGUUGUGGAUCUUUCCUGCACAAAGAGCAAAGUAGCCCAGAAAGCAGCAAACAAAGUCACGCUUCUCGACGCCAAUCGCUCCAAGAACUUGGCCAUCACCCUGCGAAAGGCCAACAAGACCACGGAGGAGAUCUGCAAGGCGAUAGAGAAGUUCGACCUUAAGGCCUUGCCGGUGGACUUCGUGGAGUGCCUGAUGCGUUUCCUGCCCACCGACGGCGAGGUGAAGGUGCUCCGGCAGUACGAGCGYGAGCGGCGUCCUCUGGACCAGCUGGCCGAGGAGGAUCGCUUCAUGCUGUUCUUCAGCAAGAUCGAGAGGCUCACCCAGAGGAUGAACAUCAUCACGUUCGUGGGGAACUUCGCCGACAACAUCAACAUGCUCACGCCGCAGCUCAACGCAGUCAUCGCCGCCUCCGGCUCGGUGAAGUCCUCRCCGAAGCUGAAGAGGAUGCUCGAGAUCAUCCUGGCUUUGGGAAACUACAUGAACAGCAGCAAACGAGGCUGUGUUUAUGGCUUUAAACUACAAAGUCUUGAUCUGCUGCUGGACACCAAAUCUACAGACAGAAAAAUGACUUUGCUUCACUACAUCGCUCUUAUUGUGAAGGAGAAGUACCCCGAACUGGCCAACUUCUACAAUGAACUGCACUUUGUGGAUAAAGCUGCAGCAGUAUCUCUGGAAAACGUUCUGCUUGACGUUCGGGAGCUGGGCAAAGGCAUGGAGCUGAUCCGGAGGGAGUGCAGCCUYCACGAUCACCCCGUGCUGAAAGGUUUCGUCCAGAGUAGUGACCCACAGCUGGACACGCUGCAGAGAGACGCGAAGGCAGCAGAGGAAGCCUUCAACAGCGUGGUGAGCUACUUCGGAGAGAGCGCCAAGACGACCCCGCCGUCCGUCUUCUUCCCCGUGUUUGUGCGCUUCAUCAAGGCCUACAAGGAUGCAGUGGAGGAAAACGAGCUGAGGAAAAAGCAAGAGGAAGCCAUGAGAGAAAAGUUACUGGCUCAGGAGGCRAAACAGCACGACCCAAAGGUCCAGGCCCACAAGAAGAGGCAGCAGCAGCAGGAGCUGAUCGCAGAGCUGCGAAAGCGACAAGCCAAAGACCACCGACCCGUUUACGAGGGCAAAGACGGGACGAUUGAGGACAUCAUCACAGUACUGAAGAGCGUGCCCUUCACAGCCCGCACUGCUAAACGCGGCUCACGGUUCUUCUGUGAAGCCAACCUCUGCGAAGACGCCAACUGCUAGCCCUCCCACUCUGUAAUGCCAAGGUUGUCCAGAUCUCCGAAACCAGCCCUUCCUGCGAGCUGACGCGUUGAUCCGGAGCGGUUGGAAGAGACCCUGAAACACUUAGCUGUCACCUAAACGCUCCCCUCCCUCUUUGUAACACUUCUCCCUGUGGUCCAUCUCAACCCCUGAGGCUGCAGAGCUCAACCAAAGCAAAACCAAAAAAAAAAAAAGGGACUGCAAAGGGAGGACAGGACUUUUGUUUUGGCUGAAUAAUUUAUUUAUUUAUGGAGGUGCUCUUUUACAGCCACUUCUACAGAGCAGGCAUCAUUCCAGGAGCACAAAGACUGUUUUAUUCUUUAUUUUUUGGCCUGUUCCUGCUCUGCUGGAGCUGAGAGCCUGUUGGUUGGAGGGCAGCUGCAGGUGGAGGUGAGGCCCAUUGACACUGGUGGAGGCAUGCUUUCACUAAUAAGAACCUGCCAGCACUUGGAUCUUCUUGUGGACAAAAACCUGUUCAUUUUCCUGACCUGGAUCCUGAUGUGUGGCGGGACUCAGAAAGGGAAGGCAGCCUGGAAACGCUGCUGCUGCUCAGUUCUGCCUCAAAGACGUUUCAGCACGUUCCCAACGGACUCUUGAAAACUCUUUAAUAGGGUUCUGCCAAGUCUUCCCAACACCUUCAGCUGAGGUUUAUUACUGAAAGUUAUUCAGAUUGAUUCCUGGAGGAAGGACUUCUUGUUCUCUUYGUUGAGCUAGCCAAGCCAAAAUGUCUUAAACGUGUUCUGCUUAAAAAGUGCCUUUUGUAUAAAACAGUGUUAUUUCCUUUAUGUUCAUCCUGCGUUUGGUAAAGAUUGUAUCGUUACUGCCUAAGCCUUAUAAUACUAACAAUAUGCAAGCUGAAUUUCAGGUUUUAGAGGCACACAAACCGUGUGAGAACAGUACUGUGCAAAAGUCUUGAGUCAUGUCAAUACAUUUUUUUUGGUAAUCUUUUGAAGAGGUUUUUCAGAGUUUGGCUGCAUUUUUACUCAUUUGGCCAGUAAAUGGACAAAAAUAGUUAGUAGUGCUUUAAAAAAAUGACAAAUGAACUAGAAGUUCUAAAACACGUUUUGAAGAAACAACAAAAAAAAAAGGCAAAAUUCUGAUGGUUAAAAAAAGUUACUGUUUUGAGUUUAGAAGCCUUUUUUAUAUCUGGAUGAUUCAAGGGUCAGAGGCUUGCAAACAAAAGAAACCUUUAAAAAAGGACAGAAAAGUCCUUCAGAAAGCCAAAAAUUACAAGAAAGCACAUAUUUUUGUAAACAAAAUUGAAAGGAAAAAAAAGACGACUUAAGACUUUUGCACAGCUCAUCAAUGCAUUUCUGUAAAAAUGAUGAGUGAUUGUAGGUUUCCAGGUCUAAUCAGAGCAGUGCGUAAAACUGAAUGUUACUGUAUUUGCCUUGACAACACUUGCCGUCACACUGCAGGUGACAUCUUGAAAGUGACUUUGAAGAGUUCCCUGCCUUAAGAGACAAAGGUUCUCCCAAAUGUUUUAUUAUUCCUUCCUAAUGCUGACUCAGAGCGUUACACUACUUCAUCUUGGCUCAAGAUUGUAUGCAACACUAUUGUUAGUGGGAAAGAGCUUAUAUUAAUAUGAAUUAAAACCAAAUACAAGAAACGACUCGUGAUGGUGCCCAGUGACUGAGUGAUGACACUUCCUGUUUAAUAAAUGUUUUGUUACAGUCCAAGGUUGUGGAAAAGAAAAGAUGAUGCUGUUUGGAUGAAGCAACAUUCAAACUUUUUUUACAUGUUUUAUUUAUUUUUUUUUUUUAGAAGAACCAAAGCUAAACCAUGAUGUUUUCCAACAAGAGAUAAUACAACCUCAUCACUUUUCUCCAAGUAACAAACAGGGCCAUCGUAUAUUCCACUAUUUAAAAAAAUCAUUUUAAUUUCAUAUAUAUUUAUAUAUGAACAAUCAGAGCCACACAUUUGUGGAUUUUGUCCACUAUUAAAAAAAAAACACCUCCAACUGAAACACGAUUGUUCUAAUUUGCAAGGCUGCUUAAAACACAACAUAAAAAAGAAUACUGUUAGGAAACAAAAGGGUAGAAAUCUGACUUUCCUCCAAGUUMGGUGUGAGAGCACCAUGCAGUGUGGAAUGGCAAUUAAAAGUAGUGUAGUGGAAACAAAGCAACACUGCUGAGAUUUGAAACAAACAAAAACAAAAUAAAAAAUGACUGACAAAUGUUAGCAGCAAAGCAAACAAACUU